AGCCACAUUCCUGGGCCUUCGGGGGGUUCACAGGCGUGCGUCCCCAUGGCUUUGUAGGCGAAAGCUUUCGCCUGGAGAUGAUCAACUUCUUGUGGAAGGGAGGGGCGGCUCCUGCUAGAACCAGGCGCAGCUGCACUGACUCCGAGGCACAACAUGACCUUGCUGCACUGUGUGAGGACCUGCAGGGUCGCCCGCUGGUGGAGGAGUUCUUACCUGUGCUGCAGGCUUUGGACCAGGCGCUCCAGAUCUGGGCGGUGCCGGAGGCAGCUUUCCAGGCCGCAAGGGCGGCCGUGUCCUUCCUCAAGCCUUAUGCGCAGACAGAAAGGACCCUGGAAUUUCUUUUGUCUACGCACACCAAGAAGGAGCUGGCAGAGACCUGCGUCACGGCGGUGCGGCGGGGCAUCAGCGCCUGCCAGUCAGCCGGCAUUAUCGAGGAGAAGCAGGAGCUCAAAAGGCGCUGGCAGAAGGCGGUGGAAGGCUUGCAGCGGAAGUGCCAGGAGG
This is a messenger RNA of Effrenium voratum, 501 nucleotides long. The record is from the annotation of a GenBank genome assembly. Lineage: Eukaryota; Dinophyceae; Suessiales; Symbiodiniaceae.